Molecule: messenger RNA, 1284 nt
Organism: Lolium perenne
Lineage: Eukaryota; Viridiplantae; Streptophyta; Magnoliopsida; Poales; Poaceae
Product: E3 ubiquitin-protein ligase AIRP2
Biological process (GO): protein ubiquitination
Molecular function (GO): ubiquitin protein ligase activity
Source: RefSeq, a predicted model, not a curated record
UACAACACCAGAAACACCGGCCGGGCGGGCGGGCGGCGGAAAAGGGGAAGACGACGACAGCCAGAGUGCAGACCCGGCUUUCAGUGGAGUGGAGUGCCGAGUGGGCUGUCGCGGUCGACGGCUUCUCGCGCGCGCGCGCGUGCCGGGGUUUUGUCUCGGCUCGGUAGGUACGUUUGCUCGAUGGUGGCGGCGCCGAGGUGAGCAGCGCGCCCGGCGGCAGCGGCGUUUCUUUGGCGGUGAAGAAUUUAGAGAAGCAGAUGGUUGCGGCGGCGGCGGCGUGCUCCACGCGCAGGUCGUUCAGGGACUCGCUCAAGGUGCUGCAGGCCGACAUCCAGCACGCCAACACCCUGGCGUCGGACUGCUCCAGGGACUACGACGGGGCCUGCCUGCAGAUGCGCAUGUCCUACAGCCCCGCCGCGCAGUUCCUCCUCUUCCUCGUGCAGUGGACCGACUGCAGCCUCGCCGGCGCGCUCGGACUCCUCAGGGUCCUCAUCUACAAGGUCUAUGUGGAUGGAACCACCACCAUGUCCACCCACGAGAGGAAGGCCAGCAUCAGGGAGUUCUACGCGGUGAUAUUCCCCUCCCUCAUGCAACUGCACGAUGGGAUCACCGACGACGACGACCGCAGGCAGAAGGCGGCCUGCUCCGAGCGGUACGGGAGGAGAGACGACGAUUCGGACAAGAGCAAGAGACCCGUCGACGCCGAGAUCGACGAGGAGUGCGGGAUCUGCAUGGAGCUCAACGGCAAGGUGGUGCUUCCCAACUGCAGCCACGCCAUGUGCAUCGAGUGCUACCGUCAAUGGCGCUCGAGAUCGCAAUCCUGCCCCUUCUGCCGUGACAGCCUCAAAAGAGUCAACUCCGGUGACCUGUGGAUGCUCACAGACCACCGUGAUGCGGUCGACAUGGCGACGGUGACCAGGGAAAACAUCAGACGUCUGUUCACCUACAUCGAGAAGUUGCCUCUCAUCACGCUGGAUAACAUCUUUGAUGCCUAUGAUUCUCAUAGGAUGUUCCUCGUCCUAGGAUGUGGCUGACCAUGGAGCAGCUUGUGAACUCUGACAAAGAGACCUUGUGAGCUCUGACCAAGGUGUCGUAGAGUUGUGCCCAGUUUUUGUAAAUGCUUGUACAGAUGUAUAAUUUGCAUGGAAAUGUCUAGGGAUAGUCGAAUCAAUAUGUUCUACAGCAUGCUUUGUACAUAUUUGUAAUUUGGGUGAGAAUUUUUAGUGUAUGCAACUUAUUUAUGUGGCUACUUUAGUGCUAAUGUGAUUUGUCAAUUCAACUGAA